Lichtheimia ornata is the source of this 1590-nucleotide messenger RNA. RefSeq lists its product as uncharacterized. Lineage: Eukaryota; Fungi; Mucoromycota; Mucoromycetes; Mucorales; Lichtheimiaceae. The transcript has 3 exons. Gene Ontology annotation, molecular function: transmembrane transporter activity. Gene Ontology annotation, cellular component: membrane. The coding region runs from base 1 to 1590 and encodes 529 amino acids. The record is from RefSeq and is a predicted model, not a curated record.
AUGUAUACCCUUUGCAAGCUUUUGUAUGUUACGGUGUUUGGCUUGCUGUCAGCAGCACCACCGUACCUGCCACUCUAUUAUCGCAAUGUUUUAGGCUUUUCCUCGGAUCAAAUUGGAUUUGCUAUUGCCAUUGCACCCUUUGUACAAUCCAUAUCAUGCCCAGUGUGGACGUAUUUUGUCGACAAGCACCCACGGCUUCAUGGCGCGACAAUGGCAUUCACAAGUUGUCUCGGUGGUAUUGCCGUAAUGGGUAUCAUGGGCAUAGGCCAUUACGUGCAGUCAUCAAUAACAGCCGAUGAUGAUGAUGAAGAUACCAACAACAAACGUAGCAUCGUCAUUGCUACGUGUACGUUUGCACUCGCCUUUGCAUUCUUUACGCUGCCAAACACGGCACUUGUCGACAGCGCUGUCAUGAAAAUUCUUGGUCCAAAUAAGAUUCUCUAUGGUGAACAGCGACUAUGGGGCUCUGUGUCGACUGGAUUAACGAUUUUGCUUGUUGGCAUCCUAAUUUCGGCAACUGAUAAUCUUGAUAUGCUGUUUUGGGUCUUUGCGGCUUGCACAGUGGGCUUCAUGAUAUGCAGUGCUAUUACGGAUGUGGAGGAACCCGCUAUACCAGCACUAGAUGAGGAGCAACAACGGCUUUUGGAUGGCAACAACAUGCCUCCUAUGGUCAAUACCAAUAGCCGGCACAUGCAUCCUCUCCAUAACCCUGUCACAUUAUACCAAUCGUUAUCAAGGCAUGAUACGGAUGAUGAUGACGAUCAUCUCAGCUAUACAACAGCACUCGAAACGUAUCAACAACAACGCCUCCUCAAGCUAACAACGACUACAUCAAUCGUAUCCAUGGCUCGUACAUUAAGAGAAGAGGCCAAUGAUGCACUCGAAUGUUCCCCCUCAUCGUUCAACAACAAUAAUUUGGGCCUUGCUGUAUCCAGAGUGAUGUCUGUGGAGCACACGGCUGGUAUAAUGGCGGAUGAUUCCGAUUCCGUACAAGUGCCUUCCACCAGCACUUUUCGGUCACCACGUGUUUUUGGCUAUCUCAUUACUACAUUGCUCUUUGGCGUCGUCCUUUCGAUCAUUGUCAACUUUUUGUUCUUGUUUCUCAGCGAUAAUCUACACAUGCCAGCAAGCUGGAUCGGCUGGACGGGUCCUUUAGGCGGACUCACAGAGUUACUUGCCUUCUUUUAUUCAAAGCAGAUGACUGAGCGCUGGGGUGUAACCAAAUUGGUCGUGCUUGCUCAUUUGGUGACUAUUGUGCGGUGUCUGGGCUACACUUGGCUCGUGCCCGAUUCUGUUGUCAGCCAUGUUUUGGCACUGGCAUUACAAACAUUGCAUGGUAUUGGCUUUGCCAUCUUUUGGGGCACCUCUGUCAGCGAAAUGGAUAGCUUUUUCCCUCCAGAGCAACGUGCUGUAGCUCAAGGUGUGCUUGGCUCAUUACAUCAAGGACUCGGUACAGCCCUUGGAGCAUUGAUAGGUGGCUAUUUAGACGAGUAUCUUGGCACGAUUUGGAUGUUUCGAUGUGCCGCAGCCCUUUGUGGUGUCAGCAUCCUUAUAUUUUGCAUUAGCCGAUUGCCUCGCUUUGAAAACUAA